This is a messenger RNA of Eucalyptus grandis, 1080 nucleotides long. Its product is annotated as mechanosensitive ion channel protein 6-like. The coding region runs from base 1 to 1080 and encodes 359 amino acids. NCBI's taxonomy places the organism in Eukaryota, Viridiplantae, Streptophyta, Magnoliopsida, Myrtales, Myrtaceae. The transcript has 5 exons. Gene Ontology annotation, molecular function: mechanosensitive monoatomic ion channel activity. Gene Ontology annotation, cellular component: plasma membrane. Gene Ontology annotation, biological process: monoatomic anion transport. The record is from RefSeq and is a predicted model, not a curated record.
AUGAAGCGCUUCGCCGACAGAGCCAAGACACAUCCGACCGGCUUAGCUAUCAAUCGAGAUCCAGUCCAGAUGGUUCUUCCGCGAGAGCCCAUGGACAAAAGUUGUUUGGAGCAAGGUGAAGUCUCAGUUAACGCACCUUCAUGCCUCAGUAUUUCUAGUCUAAAGAAGCGAACCCUGUGGGAUCUUCCGAUAUGGAAAUGGGAAGCAAUGGUUUUGGCUUUAGUAUCAGGACACUUAGUAUCAAGUUGUGUGGUUGGGUUGUCGUCAAAGUGGUCGAACGGGUUUUCCUACUGCACAGGAGGGUUCUGUACUUCAUCUACGGACUAUGGAGGGCGCAAUAAGUACAAUGCAGGGGAGGAGGAAUGUGGCGAUGCCUCCAGGACAACAGAGUUGCAGCAUGUCAACGCUCCUUCAAAUGAUCUCAGAGAGAGACUUCUACCGAAAGGUGACAGAUCGAUGAAGAGUGGAAGAUCAACAGACCAUCCCAAGAUCGGAGGAAGCGCAGAUUUAGCUGGAAGGAGGAUUAAUCAGAAGAGCGCGUUGGCUUUGAAUAUUGGGAGGAUGAUGGAUAUCAUUCAGCACGAGACUCUAUCGACUCUGGAUGAGAAGAUACUGGAUUCAAACUUGGAAGAUGGGUCUUCGAUGGAGAUCGGAAAUGAGGGCCAGGCAAAAGAGGUGGCCAAGAAGAUUUUUCUCAAUGUGGCCAAACCUGGGUCCAAGCAGAUUUGUAAGGAUGACCUGAUGCAAUUCAUGAACAAGGAUGAAGCUGCGAAAAUCAUAAACCGUGCUGCUCCAGGAAAACGCGUAAUUGACGAGACAUCUCUUGAAAGUUGGGUGAUUAAUGCCUUUAAAGAGCGCAAGGCACUUGCGCGAUCUCUCAACGACACCAACACAGCUGUCGACGACCUCCACAACAUGCUUAACGUUUUAGUGGCUAUCAUCACUGCCGUUAUCUGGCUUAUCAUACUUGGAGUCCCCAUCAUGCAGUUCCUUGUCUUCAUAAGCUCGCAGUUCCUUUUGUUGGCCUUCGUUGGAAUAGCUGCAAGAUGGUAUUCGAAGCAAUUAUCUUCUUAUUCGUGA